AUGUUUGGGGACCAGAACAUCUGGGAGCCACCUUCCCCAUCCCCCAAGACCCCUGAACCACCUCGUGCACCACAUCGUGGCAGUGGUCUUCGUACCAGGAAAAACAACCGGAAGCCCAAGGUUGUAGACCAUCAGGACUCCAGCUCCUCGGACGAAUACUCAGAGUUGAAGACAAGGUACUGCGCAAACGAAGAUCUGCCUGAUCCGAGUGCAAAUUGCAACGGACGAGGUGUCAAGGACGUCACCUUCACCACCGCUAGCGGGCCUGCUACUUUCUCCGAGUCCGAGCAGGAUGCGACCGCCUUACAUGACUAUGGCCUCAGCGAGAGGGACAAGGCUCCGAAAGGGGAGGCAUUCGUUGCGUGGCAGUUCCUCAUACGCUACUCUGAGAUGUACGUGGGCAAGGGCAACAGGCCCAGGGUUGCGCCAUAUUUCGAGGAGACGGCCUUGUUUGAGAACCAGCAGUGGGACUUCUUCUAUCUCUUCGAGCCCGACGAGAGGGUAGAAGAUCCAGUCCUUCUCGUGCCAACCCGGCAAUUAAACGCACUUCUCCACAGGAUCAACAAACAGCUCAAGAUCAACCUGACCGUUCCUGGUGGCGGAAACGAGACCAAGUUCUAUCUGCGUUUCGGCGUUUUGGACACACCAGUCCCUCGCUACCUCGGUCGCACAGACGGUUCCGCUUCGUACAAGAAGCUCCUCAGCAGCACGCCGCAGCCCGAGGCAGAAGACGACCUCACGGGACUGACUCAGAUUCAGCGCGAUGAGUUUGCGGAGAUCGUCAAGAAGACCAAGGAGAGUUGGCAGGGGAGUGGCAAAGGCAGGGCCAAGUCGAAGAGGAAGGCGGAGAAGCGUUUCGACGAUCGAAAGCAAUGGGGACGAACCACCAAACGCCUUCAGCGCUAUCUGGGCUUGCGCAACAAGGCGUCUCCUAUCAAGAGCUAUCGAGUGUUCACUGGGCAAGAGCAACUGCCCUUCAAGGAGUGCACGCUCGAUGUCGGUGCCCCAGCCCCUUUCGACCAAGAGGGACAUGUUGUUUUUGUUUGCUUCGAUAUCGAGACCUAUGAGAAGACCCCCGGCCUUGUCACCGAGCUGGGUUUUGCCAUCCUCGACACACAAAAACUCGUCGAUGUUUCACCAGGUGCUGGGGCCAGGAACUGGUUCGAUUUGAUCCAGGGCCGCCACAUUCGUAUCAAGGAGUACUCCUACAUGAGAAACACAGAAUAUGUUGACGGCUGCCCGGACAGCUUCAUGUUUGGAAACUCGGAGUUCGUACCUUUGACCGAGGUCCUUGGGGUAGUUGAGGACAUCAUGUCCCCGAAGUUGGACUCCGGAGAGCUGAGAAAGGUGGUCGUCGUCGGCCACGACGUCAAACAAGACAUCCAGCACCUGAACACCCUCGACUUCGACGUUCAUGCAAUGGAGAACCUCUUGGAAGUCAUCGACAAUCAGAGUCUGCAUCAACACCGAAGCAAGUUCUAUAAUGGCCAGUCUCUCUGCGCCAUUUUGGCGGGCCUCGAUAUUUCAUACCGAUUUCUGCACAAUGCGGGCAAUGAUGCAGUGUACACACUGCAGUCUCUCCUCUGCCUCGCUGUUCUCAAACGACAGGAGAGCCUGGUCAGAGCACUGAAGAAACAAGAAUCACUUGUGACCACGGACCAGAGACCCGAACCCGAGCCCGACGCGGAAGCAGGCUGGAGCACAGGAGGCGAGGACACUGACGGCGGUUAUCCUAGUGCCGCGAAUCCGGGCGCAACGAGCACAUACAAUCAACUCUGA
Molecule: messenger RNA, 1779 nt
Organism: Diaporthe amygdali
Lineage: Eukaryota; Fungi; Ascomycota; Sordariomycetes; Diaporthales; Diaporthaceae
Exons: 4
Coding region: 1-1779 (592 amino acids)
Cellular component (GO): nucleus
Molecular function (GO): nucleic acid binding
Source: RefSeq, a predicted model, not a curated record